UAGGAAAAAAAGUAGUCUAAACGCAGAAAAAAUCAAGAAAGAAUUCAAAGAUUUAUCUGCAAGGUGGCAUCAUCUUGUUGUCGUGUAGUAGUUGCAUGCAACUAUAAAUACAUUCGAUACAAGGAUCAUUCUUCAUUAAUCAUCGUCCUCUCACUCAUUAAAAUGAAGGGUUUUGCGCUGUUUCUUCUUCUUGUUGUUGCUGCAACCGCAGCUUUUGCUGAUCAAUCUCAACCUGCUGGAAAACAAGGUGAUGAGUUGAAAGAGCCCAACCAAGGUGGAGGCGGUUACUGCCGAUACCGGCGCUGCUGCGGCGGUUGGUACGGCGGCAGCUGCAAAGGAUGGUGUUGCAGUAGUCUUGCUGAUGCGGAUCAUGAGGUCAAAGAGCCCAACCAAGGUGGAGGCGGUUACUGCCGCUACCGGAGGUGCUGCGGCGGUUAUUCCGGCGGCAGCUGCAGAAGAUGGUGUUGCAGCUACUCUGGGACUGCUGAUGAAGCAGAGCAAGCUUCCUCUGUCGAUGACACCAGCCUCAAUGCUGUUGCCCAAGGACAUGGUGGCGGCGGCGGAGGACAUGGUGGAGGCGGCGGAGGACAUGGCGGUGGCGGAGGACAUGGUGGUGGUGGCGGAGGACAUGGUAGCGGCGGAGGACAUGGUGGUGGUGGACACUGCAGGCAUGGGUGCUGCGGAGGAUAUGGGGGCGGCGGAUGCAAGUGCUGCGGCAGCGCUGCGGAGGCGAAAGCCUAUAUGGAAAAGCAAGGCAAUCAAGAGAUGAAGAACUGAAGGCCAUGUUUGGAUAUGAUAUAUAUAUAUAUGUGUGUGUGUUGUAAUUGGAAAUAAAUAAUGCAUGGUUGUUAGUUAAAAUAAGUGCGGAAUGAGAUGUGGAAGGUCUUCAUCUACGAGGACCUGUUUGCUAUCUGCAAUCCACUUAUAUAUGUCAAAAUCACUAUUUUCACUUCA
Salvia miltiorrhiza (redroot sage) is the source of this 954-nucleotide messenger RNA. RefSeq names its product glycine-rich cell wall structural protein-like. NCBI's taxonomy places the organism in Eukaryota, Viridiplantae, Streptophyta, Magnoliopsida, Lamiales, Lamiaceae. Bases 163 to 777 code for a protein of 204 amino acids. The transcript has 4 exons. The record is from RefSeq and is a predicted model, not a curated record.